This is a messenger RNA of Poecilia latipinna (sailfin molly), 19605 nucleotides long. It is a transcript of the gene hmcn1, whose product is annotated as hemicentin 1. The coding region runs from base 137 to 17065 and encodes 5642 amino acids. Gene Ontology annotation, molecular function: calcium ion binding; axon guidance receptor activity. Gene Ontology annotation, cellular component: neuronal cell body; plasma membrane; axon. The transcript is spliced from 107 exons. Gene Ontology annotation, biological process: synapse organization; homophilic cell-cell adhesion. The record is from RefSeq and is a predicted model, not a curated record. NCBI's taxonomy places the organism in Eukaryota, Metazoa, Chordata, Actinopteri, Cyprinodontiformes, Poeciliidae.
CAGAGCCGCUGGGACCGGGAGUGAAGCUCAUAGACCUCCGAGGAGCUGCAGAAACCACCGAGGCGCACUAAGGGAGUCCUGUGUUCCACUUUGGCUCACUCUGCACUUCAUACACCGCUCUGAUGUCUCUGCCCUUAUGUCGACAUUCGCCCUGAGGGUCACACUGGCGAAAACCAGCUGUACAAAAACUCUGUCACAGAAGGAUUCUUGGACUUUUGAACUUAUGUGGCUCUUAAUUUUAUUGUCAGUGGCCUUUUCAGCCGCGCAGGACUCGGACACCCUGGCCAAGAAUGAGGACAUCCCGGAGGGCGCAUCCACCCUGGCGUUCGUUUUCGAUGUGACCGGCUCCAUGUACGACGACCUGGUCCAGGUCAUCGAGGGAGCUUCUAAGAUUUUAGAAACAUCCCUGAGCCGACCGAAGAGACCGCUGUAUAACUUCGCUCUGGUGCCCUUUCAUGACCCAGAGAUUGGACCUGUAACAAUCACAACAGACCCAAAGAAGUUCCAGCAUGAGCUUAGAGAGUUGUACGUUCAGGGAGGUGGCGACUGCCCAGAGAUGAGCAUCGGUGCUAUAAAGAUUGCUUUGGAGAUCUCUUUGCCAGGAUCUUUUAUUUAUGUUUUCACAGAUGCCCGUUCUAAAGAUUACAAACUGACUCAUGAAGUCCUGCAGCUCAUUCAACAGAAACAGUCACAGGUAGUGUUUGUGCUGACGGGUGAUUGUGAUGAUAGGAAUCAUAUUGGUUACAAGGUGUAUGAGGAGAUUGCCUCUACAAGUUCUGGGCAAGUUUUCCACCUAGAUAAGAAACAGGUCAAUGAGGUUCUUAAAUGGGUAGAGGAGGCUGUGCAGUCCUCAAAGGUCAACCUGCUUUCCACUGAUCAUUUCAGUCAGGUCAGCAACACCUGGCAGAUGCCCUUUGAUCCCAGUCUAAAAGAAGUUACGGUGGCUCUCAGUGGCCCAGCACCUGAUAUUGAGAUAAAAACUCCUCAGGGAAAACUCUUGGGGAAGGCUGAUGGCCUGACUGAGCUGUUGCACAUUCCCAACUCGGCCAAAGUUGUCAACAUCAAGGACCCGCAGCCAGGAAUGUGGUCUGUCAAGACAUCAAGUAAAGGGAGGCACUCAGUCCGGAUCUCAGGUCUCAGCACCAUCGACUUCCGUGCCGGGUUUUCCAGAAAACCUACAAUGGAUUUUAAAAUGACAAUCAGCAGACCAGUUCAAGGUAUUCCCACUCACAUCCUUCUGAACACCACUGGACUUUCCCCUCCUGCUCGGCCUGACCGGCUGGAGCUCCUCACAAUUACUGGCGAAGUUAUCAAAACUUUGCCAAUCAGGUAUUACCCAGAGCGACAGCCGUACAACCUCUGGAACAUCACAGAGUUCAUCCCUCCCAACGAGGCCUUCUUCCUGAGGCUUACGGGAUAUGACAGCCAGGGUUUUGUGUUCCAGAGAGUCUCCAGUGUCUCGUUCUCCAGCAUUGUACCUGAUGCACCUAAGGUGGUAAUGCCAGCCACCACAAGUGGUUAUUACCUCCGGAGAGGGUUUAUCAGAUGCCAGGUAGAGAGUUUGUUACCAUUUACUCAGCGCUUCAGCAGAGAUGGAAAGCGACUUGGAGUAGACCAACUCUUCAGUGAAUCAGAUAGCGUGUCAUGGGAAAUCGAAAAGGUAACUCUGAAGGACGAAGGCCACUACGAAUGCAUCGCAAUUAGCAGCGCUGGAACAGGACGAGCUCGUACCUUCCUGGAUGUGUCAGAACCGCCCCCUGCCAUCACUGUUGAAGGGAAUGUUACCGUCUCACCUGGCAGUCAUGCUGUCCUCACCUGCCAAGUCGUCAGCACUGUUGCCUUCAACCUCACCUGGCUGCGAGGGGGAUACGAUGCUCGUCUGAACCCACGGGGGAACAUCCUUGCCAACCUUUCACUGCAGGUGUCCAACGUGACCCCGGAUGAUUCGGGCUGGUAUGAGUGCAUUGCUGCUAAUGAAGGAGGAAAGACCACAGAUCGGACGUAUCUCACAGUACAAGAGACACCCAGGGUGUCAGUGGAGCCUCGAAAUCAGACCUUCAUGAUGGGAGAUGAAGUGAGGAUCAGGUGUUCAGCCACUGGCUAUCCUCCACCACGUCUGGUUUGGACCCACAACGACAUGUUUAUUACAGGAAACAAUAGACACCGGAUGACUCUUGAUGGCACUCUGGUUAUAAGAAACACAAAGAAGAAGGAUGGAGGAGUGUAUGGCUGUUUGGCCAGUAACCAGGCUGGUACUGACACGAUGACCUCUAUUCUCACCUAUUUUGAAUUUCCUGUGGUGUUAGCAGUCUUAAGAGAAAUACUCAGUAACAUUGGAGAAACCACGACGAUGUCCUGUUCAGCAUCCGGCAUCCCUCAGCCUGAGAUCUGGUGGUACAAAGGUAAUAUUCAGCUCCAUUCCUCGGAUCUGUUGGAGGUGGACAAAAUAGGAGGAACACUUACCAUAAAGCAAACCCAGUUGGGUGAUGCUGGAGACUACUCCUGUGUGGCCGUAAAUCCUGCUGGUUCCUCCUCACUAAAGAUCCGUCUUGAUGUUGGAGCUACACCGAAGUUCACUCUUGAGCCAUCAAAUGUAGUAGAGGACAUUGGAUCCAACGUGACGUUGUCCUGUCAAGCGCACGGGCAUCCUGAGCCGCAAGUCACAUGGAGGAGGGAGGACGGGCCCUCUCUGUUUAACCGAGCCCACUCACAUAGCACUGUCAUACAGAAAAAAGGGGACCUAUACAUAUUUAAUCUAUGGGUGGAGGAUGAGGCGGAGUACAUAUGUGAAGCCAAAAACCGCUUUGGGAAGAUCCAAGCCAAGGCUAGCAUCACUGUGACAGGACUUGUUAAACCUGUGAUUGCGAUGAGUCCGCCUGUUAUCAGUGUGAUCGAGGACCAGCAGCUCACUCUGCCCUGCGUGCUGCUGGCUGGAAAUCCACUGCCAGAAAGGCAGUGGCUCCACAACUAUGGCCUGGUGACCCCAGACCAGUAUGUCACAGUGAGGAGAGAUGGUAGUCUGCAUAUUGAGAGAGUUCAGCUGGAUGAUGGAGGCGACUACACCUGCUUGGCUGAAAACGUUAUAGGGGCCACCAACCAUACGACUGUCGUUUACGUCUAUGUUAUCCCUACAAUUCAGCAUGGGCCUCAAGUAUUUAGCACAAUUGAAGGUACAUCUAUAACUCUGCCCUGCCGUGCCAGUGGAGUACCCAGUCCGGACAUCACUUGGAGCAAGGGUGGGGAGCUGCUAAACGUGGGUGGUCCAGCUUUCUCUUUGGAUUUGGAUGGCAGCCUCCUCAUCACUUCUCCCUCUGGAAACGAGACUGGAGAGUUUGUCUGCACAGCUACCAAUGCAGCGGGAUAUGCAACUAGGAAGGUGCAGCUCACAGUCUAUGUCCGACCUAAGCCUGGAGUUGGUGGCACUGGAGGUUUAGGAGAGCCUGUGAGGAUGUCAGUGAUCCAGGGAGAGGAUAUUGUUUUGCCAUGUGACGUUCAAAGUAUCCCACCACCCACCAUCAGCUGGGCGAAAGAGAGACAGCUCAUCUCGCCCUUUUCCCCGAGGCAUCGUCAGCUUCCAUCUGGAUCCAUGAAGAUCCUUGAGACUAGAGUUUCAGACAGUGGACUUUAUGUUUGUGUUGCCUCAAAUAUUGCUGGUAAUGUGACGCUGUCCAUCGAGCUGAGUGUUUUAGUUCCUCCUAAAAUCCAGCCAGGUCCAAGAUUGAUAAAGGUUCAGGUUGGUCAUCAAGUAGAGCUGUCUUGUGUGGUGGUAGGAUUCCCAGAGCCGACGGUCAGCUGGACCAAAGACAAUAGAAACUUCCCUGUGUCACAUGGUGGCACUCUAACACUGAGGGAUGUAAAGCUUGAUGAUGAAGGAAUCUACACAUGCACAGCCACCAGCACUGCAGGCCGGGACCAGGCUCAGGUUAAGGUUCAAGUCCAAGCCCCCCCUGUUGUUGAGGUGCCAGACCCUCCUUUCAACAGUCCUCUGCAGGAGAGAGUUUUGAACCAGCGCAUCGCUUUCCCCUGCCUUGCAAAAGGUCUACCGAAGCCAGUGAUCCGUUGGUUGCGUAAUGGGGUUGAACUGACAGGCAAUGAGCCCGGUGUGUCCAUCCUGGAUGAUGGUACUCUGCUGAUUUUAGCCGCUCUCUCACCUCUGGAUGAUGGAGAGUACGUCUGUACUGCAGCUAACGAUGCAGGAUCCACCGAGAAAAAGUACCAGCUCAGAGUCAAUGUACCACCAGAUUUUCGUGAUGGGGACGCACCAGGCAAUGUAUCAGUAGUCCUAAAUGAGCCAGUCAGUUUGGUGUGUGAUGUCACGGGAAGUCCAAAACCUAUCAUCACCUGGUUUAAGGAUGGCACUCCUGUUGUUGGCGGUAACAGCAUCCAGAUUCUUGGAAAAUCUCUGAAACUGCUGAAGGCAGAAACGGCUGAUGCAGGCAGCUACAGCUGUAAAGCCAUUAACAUUGCAGGCAGCAGAGAAAAAGAGUUUGUUUUAGAUGUACUUGUCCCACCAACAAUUGUAGGAUCUGGCUCUCCUAUGGAUGUUUCAGCAAUUCUCAAACAAGAGCUCACGCUUGAAUGCAUAGUGCACGGUUCACCUUUUCCCACAAUCCAGUGGUACAAAGACAGAAAGUCGGUGUUUCUUGGUGAUCCCAAUCUGGAAGUCAUCAACAGGGGUCAGGUGUUGAGGAUAAAAAAUACUCGACUUGGAGACCAGGGUCGCUACCAGUGUGGUGUCAUAAACACAGCUGGAAAACAGUCCAAAGACUUCAACCUUAGUGUUUAUGUGCCUCCUGCCAUCAUAGGAGGCAACUUAACAACGAAUGUGACAGCACUGCUGCACACAAUGGUAACACUGGGGUGUGAAGUACGUGGAGUACCGCAUCCCACCAUCACCUGGUACCGCAGAGGAGAAGCCAUCAUGUCCAGCCGACAGGCUCAGUAUCUAGAGAGAGGUGUCCGACUGAAGAUCCCGCGAGUUCAGGCGUCUGACGCUGAUCAGUACACCUGCAGGGUUAACAAUGUGGCCGGAAGUGCAGAGAAGAGCUUUGAGCUGGAUGUGUACAUGCCUCCCACCAUUACUGGAGGGGAAGAUGGGCCCACGGAGAGAAAAGUGGUCCUCAGUAAACAUCUGACCCUGGAGUGUGAGGCAGCAGGUCACCCACCGCCCUCCCUCACCUGGCUGAAAGAUGGAGUCCCUGUGCAUCAUGGAGACGGAGUUCGUCUUCUAGAGCAAGGGAGGAAAUUAGAAAUCCUCUCAGCCUCCAUCUCAGACUCUGGACGCUACAUCUGUGUGGCUACAAGCAUCGCUGGAGAGAAGGAGGUCAAAUAUGAUGUCAAAGUAUUGGUUCCUCCUGUCAUUGAUGGAGCUGACGCAGUGACAGACAGCUCAGUAAUAAUCAACACUCCUUUGGAGCUGGAGUGUCAAGCCACUGGGACGCCUGCACCUGCUAUCACGUGGUACAAAGAUGGGAAACGAAUCAGAUCUGGAGACGGAUUGCGGAUUGCAGCAAGCGGUCGACGGCUCAUCAUUUCUCGCGCUCAGAUCUUUGACACAGCCAAUUUUCGCUGUCUGGCCAUUAAUGAGGCUGGAGACCACGAGAGGAACUUCAAUGUGACAGUCCAAGUCCCACCAUCUAUCCGUACGACGGGGCCUGCUGAUCGCUCAGUGAUUCUUCACAAACCGAUCAGCUUGGAGUGCAUCUCCAGUGGCACUCCUCCACCCAGUCUCACCUGGCUUAAAGAUGGCCGACCUGUGGACACAACAAAAGACCACCUCAAGCUGCACUCAGCAGGAAGAACACUAAAUAUCACAGAAGCCAGACUGGAGGAUUCUGGGAGAUACACCUGUCUGGCCACAAAUGCAGCUGGAGAAGCCCAACAGCAUGUUCGACUGAGUGUCCAUGAGCCUCCCAGCAUCCUCCUUUCUGCAGACGUCGUCAACCAGACUGUUCUCUCAGGCUUCCCCACUGAGCUGGAGUGCAAAGCUACAGGAAGUCCAUUACCUGCUGUAACAUGGUACAAAGAUGGCCGACCUCUUACUGGUGCAGCUGCCGUCCCGAUCCGGAAGCGCGGGCAGGUGCUGGAGAUUGAACAAGCCCAGCUAUCUGAUGCUGGAAUAUACAAAUGUGUGGCUGUUAACCUAGCAGGAGCAGCAGAGAAAGUCUACAGUCUGCAAGUGUUUGUCCCUCCAGAAAUCUCCAGUAGAGGUGGAACGGUUACAGCUGUGGUGAAUGAAGCUGUAAAACUUGCAUGUGAGGCCUCUGGGGUUCCUGUUCCCAGUCUGACAUGGUUGAAAGAUGGAAGCCCUGUGUCAAGUGUAUCACAUGGCAUACAGUUGCCAUCUGCAGGCAGAGUCCUGUCUCUGCACAGUGCCCAGGUCAGUGAUACUGGUAGAUACACCUGUGUGGCAGUUAAUGCAGGAGGGGAGCAACAAAAGGAGUACGAUCUGAGGGUGUAUGUUCCACCAAACAUCAAGGGUGAGGAAGUGAAUGCAACAGUGAUGCUCGGUGGUCCAGUAGAGCUGCACUGCCACAGCGACGCAGUGCCUCCACCAACUCUCUUAUGGCGAAAAGAUGGCCGCCCUAUUUUCAGGAAACCUGGUCUAAUUGUCUCUGCAGAUGGUAGUUUACUCAAGGUUGAUAAUGCUCAGCUGCAGGACUCAGGAAGGUACACUUGUGAAGCCACCAAUGUUGCUGGAAAAACUGAGAAAAACUAUAACUUGAUUGUUUGGGUUGCUCCCAGUAUCCGUGGCUCUGAGGAGGCAUCUCCUAUGACUGUGAUCGAAGGAAGUUUUAUCACUCUGUUGUGUGAGUCCAGUGGUAUACCACCUCCCAGCCUUACAUGGAUGAAGGAUGGUUAUACCCUAAACCCAGACCAGCGACUGAAGGUUUUGUCUGGAGGGCGCCAGCUGCAGAUCUCCAGUGCUGAGAAAACAGACACAGGCUCUUACAGCUGCACAGCCUCCAGUGCUGCUGGCACCACCUCAAAGGAGUACAGCCUCCAAGUUUAUGUUCGUCCUUCAAUCGGACGUAGUGAAGACGACUCUAACGAUGUGACAGUGACAAAAGGAGGCGGUGCGACGUUACUUUGCGCUGCAGAGGGCGUCCCACAGCCCACAGUCACUUGGCUUAAGGACGGGCGGCCCAUAGAGGACCAGCAUGGUGCACAGGUCCUAAACGAGGGCAGAGUGUUACAGAUUAAAGACGCCAAGGUGUCAGACACGGGACGCUACACCUGCAUUGCUGUUAAUGUGGCAGGACAGGCAGACAUUAAGCAUGACGUCAGUGUGCAUGUCCCACCUGUUAUAACCGGUCAGGUGCAGUUUCCAGAAAACGUCAGUGUUGUGGUGAAGAACCCAGCUUCUCUGAACUGUGAGGCUUCUGGUAUCCCUCUGCCUUCCAUCUCCUGGCUGAAGGAUGGAAGGCCAGUCAAGGCAACUAGCUUGGUGCGCAUCGUCUCCGGGGGGCGUAGUCUCCGUCUGUUGCACACCGCAGUGGAGGAUGCUGGGAGGUACACUUGCGUUGUCGCCAACAGCGCUGGAGAAGAGAGGAAGAACUUUGACCUUGACAUUCUAGUUCCUCCAAGUAUUGUGAAGGAGGGAACGGUCGUGGAUACUAAAGUAAAAGAAUCCCAAAAUGUCACUCUAACCUGUGAAGCAUCAGGUAACCCUCCACCAGAGAUUAAAUGGCUGAAGGACGGGCAGCUGUUGGUGCCUGACAGACGACAGCAGAUCGCGUCAUAUGGCCGUUUCCUCCAGAUCUUUGAAGCCCAUGUUGCAGACACUGGAAGAUACAGUUGUGUGGCAUCAAACAGCGCAGGAGAACGCAGACGGCAUUUCAACCUCAAUGUUCUGGUUUCUCCCACCAUUGCUGGUUCGGGUCCUGACAUUUCUGCGGAGGAGGUUACAGUGACCCUGAGCAGCCCCACCUCCCUGGUCUGUGAAGUCCAGUCCUACCCUCCUGCUCUGAUCACCUGGCUCAAAGACGGCAAUCCAUUUGAAUCGACUCGCAGCGUUCGAGUUCUCCCAGGCGGACGGACGCUGCAGAUUCUUAAUGCCAAGAAGGAGGAUGCUGGCAGGUACACUUGUGUAGCCACAAAUGAGGCGGGAGAAACUCUGAAGCACUAUGAGGUCAAAGUUUAUGUUCCUCCUCAGAUUAAUAAGAAUGAUAUCCCCGGGGAAGGACUUGCCCCUAAAGAGGUAAAGAUCAAAAUUAACAGCACAUUGACCCUGGAAUGUGUCGCUCAGGCCUUUCCUUCUCCAGCACUGCAGUGGUAUAAAGAUGGACAGGCCCUGAUGGCAGAUGACCAUGUGUCCAUCAUAGGCAACGGUCGCAUUGUUCAGAUCAAACAUGCCCAAGUGUCAGACACUGGCCGCUACACCUGCGUCGCCACUAAUCUAGCAGGAGAGGACGAGAAGGACUUUGAUGUAAAUAUACAAGUACCUCCACAUUUCAAUAGGCCUGGUGGAGUCAGGGAUACUUCAUCAAUCCCAGGUUUUGGAGGGGAUCCUCGUGAUGUCAUACUUAACAAUCCAGUCUCUCUGUACUGUGAGACAAAUGCUGUACCCCCUCCAACCCUCACCUGGUACAAAGACGGGAAGCUCCUUACCUCUAAUGAUAAAGUUUUGAUCCUACCCGGUGGGAGGGUGUUACAGAUUCCCAGGGCGCAGCUUGAAGAUUCUGGCAGGUACACCUGUGUGGCCAUCAAUGAAGCAGGAGAAGACUCCAUCCAGUAUAACGUCAGAGUGCUGGUACCUCCAAGCAUAAGAGGAUCAGACAAUGAUGUGCCUGAAGAAGUCAUUGUCCUGGUCAACAAAACUGGCCAACUGGACUGUCACGUGGAUGGAACCCCAACGCCCAAGAUCACCUGGUUUAAAGAUGGUCAGGUGAUGAAUUCAGGCGGACCACGCAGUAUUCUGUCUAAUGGACGAGCAUUAAAGGUGUCAAAUGCUCAAGUUUCUGAAACAGGACAGUAUGUGUGUGUGGCUGAAAAUGUAGCUGGAAGUGCAGAGAAACACUUUAACCUGAACGUUCAUGUGCCUCCCACAAUUGUUGGUGUGAGUCCAGAGAAUGUGACGGUGGUGGUGAACAACUUUGUGUCCCUCACCUGUGAAGCUAGCGGCUUCCCUCCUCCCACCCUGAGCUGGCUAAAUGACAGGGGACCCAUACAGCCUAAAAGUAAUGCCCUCAUCAUGCCAGGUGGUCGUACUUUACAGAUCCUUAAAGCUAAAGUGUCUGAUGGUGGAAAGUACAGCUGUGUGGCCAUAAAUGCAGCAGGACAGGCUCACAAACACAUCUAUCUCACUGUUUAUGUACCUCCAAGUAUCCGGGGCAACAGUGGAGACGUGCCUGUGGAGGUUAAUGUUCUUGUUGGGAAAUCUGUAACUUUGGAGUGCGAGUCCAACGCAGUCCCUCCUCCCAUUAUCACCUGGUACAGGAAUGGCAGAGUGGUGACAGAAACAACAAACAUACAUAUUCUGCCAGGGGGACAAAUGCUUCAGAUCAAGCGCUCUGAGGUGUCUGAUACAGGCCAGUAUGUCUGCAUGGCCUCAAAUGUUGCUGGCCAAGUGAACAAGAACUUCAACUUGAAUAUUCAUGUUCCUCCCAGUAUCGACGGCCCAGCAGAGGAGAAUGUUGUGGAAACCAUCAGCAACCCAGUUGCUUUCACUUGUGAUGCUAAUGGAAUCCCUCCACCCAGUCUCACGUGGCUGAAAAAUGGACACACUAUAGAGAACUCUGAGUCUCUGGAGAUGAACAUCUUCUCAGGAGGCAGCAAACUACAGAUAGCACGGCUGCAGCUUUCUGACAGUGGGACCUUUACAUGUGUGGCCUCUAAUGUUGAGGGCAAAGCACACAAGAGUUACCACCUCACUAUGCAAGUCCCACCCAGUAUCUCUGGAUCAGAAAUGCCCAGGGAGAUGGGAGUCCUUGUGAAUGAGAGCAUUGAGCUGGUCUGUGAAGCUCAGGGAAUUCCGACUCCGACAAUCCAGUGGUUGAAAGAUGGAGAAGCCAUCAACAGCACAGAACUCAAAGGUCUCAGGGUCAGUCCACAUGGUGAUACUCUAACCGUGACCCAAGCGGACCCUGCUGUCAGUGGAAAGUACACUUGUGUGGCCUCUAAUGCUGCUGGAGAAGAGGACAGAAUAUUUAAUUUACAUGUAUAUGUUCCUCCAUCCAUUCUCGGCAGCAGUGAGGAUCAGACCGCUGUUCUGGACAGUUCUGUCAGUAUCGAAUGCGUUGCUACUGGGUCACCUCGGCCGCAACUGAACUGGUUGAGGAACGGGCUGCCUCUCCCAGUCUCCUCCAACAUACGACUUCUCUCUGCCGGACAAGUUCUCCGGAUAAACCGAAUCCAAGUGUCUGAUGGUGGAAGCUAUACAUGUGUGGCAUCUAACAGAGCAGGAGUGGACAACAGACAGUACAACCUACAGGUUCACGUUCCUCCUGGUCUGGAAGGAGCAGGAACCACAGAAGAUGUGACUGUCAUCAGAGGAAAUUUGGCAUCAUUGCUCUGUGUUGCUGAUGGGAGUCCAACUCCUACCAUUUCCUGGCUCAGAGAUGGAGAAACGUUAACGGCUGACCGCAGAAUCAGUCUCCUGGGCUUUAACACAACCUUACGGUUCAGCCAGGCCCAAGUUAAUGACACAGGACGCUACAGCUGCGUGGCUAAUAACAAUGCUGGUCAAGCAAGCCGCCAUUUUAACCUAAACGUUCUGGAUCCUCCGCGCAUCAGGAGCUCUGAUCAACCAGAAGAGGUUUCUGUAGUGGUGAAUAAUGUCCUGGAGUUACUCUGUGAGGCCACCGGUAUCCCAACACCCACUUUGACCUGGCUGAAGGACGAACGCCCACUCCCACAGACAGAAAACCUGCAUCUUCUCCAUGGGGGAGAGAUACUCCGUGUUACCGCAGCACAGUUGGAGGACACAGGCAGAUACAGCUGCUUAGCAAACAGUCCAGCAGGAGAUGAUGACAAAGAUUUCCUGGUUCGAGUGCAUGUUCCCCCUAACAUUUCUGGAGAAAGCACAACUCAGCAUCUGUCAGUGCUGCAGAAGGGUCAGGUAACUCUGGAGUGCAAGUCUGAUGCUGUUCCACCUCCAACUUUGACCUGGCUCAAGGAUGGCACACCACUCCAGAAAUCACCACGGCUUCGUAUUCUGUCCAGUGGACGCUAUUUACAAAUCAACAUGGCGGCUCUCUCGGACAGAGCUCAGUACACCUGUGUGGCGAGUAACAUCGCGGGCAAGACCACUCGACUGUUUAACCUGACUGUUAACGUACCUCCAACUAUCAAGGACGGCUCUCAGAUGGUGGUGGGACACAUCAGCAAGCCAGCGACUCUUGAAUGUGUGGUUAGCGGAGUGCCACCGCCUCGAGUCACCUGGAGGAAAAAUGGAGCAAUAAUAGCAGAAAAUAACCCCAGAUAUACAUUUGCAGUGGAUGGAUCUUUACACAUCCCCUCAGCUCAGGUGACAGAUACCGGGCGCUACCUGUGCAUGGCAACAAAUCCGGCUGGUACACAGCGCAAGAGAGUUGAUCUUCAGGUUUAUGUGCCUCCUUCUAUCGCAAGCAGUCGCACCAAUGUGACGGUGAUUGUCAACGUUCAGACCACCUUACCCUGUGAGGCCACCGGCAUUCCCAAACCCGCCGUCAGCUGGCUGAAGAAUGGUCGACCCAUCAGUACUGAGCAGAAUCAGAACAUGUACAGAUUGCUAUCAUCAGGCUCCUUGGUGAUUAUAGCUCCUACAGUGGAGGACACUGCAGAGUACAAAUGUGUGGUUUCUAAUGAAGCUGGAGAGGAAUCCAGAUUAAUUACUCUUUCAGUUAUUGUUCCUCCAUCUAUAGCAGAUGAACCCACUGAUAUAGUCGUGACAAGACUGUCCCCGGUGGUUAUUGCUUGUACUGCAACUGGGGUGCCUGCACCUGCAAUCCACUGGAGCAAAGGCGGCAUGAAGCUUCUCAAUAAAGGGGAAGGAUACAACAUUUUGCCAACAGGUCAAGUCCAGAUCCCUGCUGCUCAGCUCAGUCACGCUGGACGCUACACCUGCAUGGCCAAAAACAUCGCUGGCUCCACACACAGACAUGUGCAGCUAACAGUGCAGGAACUGCCGGUGAUCCAGUCCCAUCCUGCCACACUGGAUGUGAUCUACAACAGCACCGUUACUUUGCCCUGCAGAGCCACAGGCUCACCCAGACCCUCCAUCACCUGGCAGAAGGAGGGCAUCAACAUACCCGCCACUGGUGGAGGUUACACAAUACUUCCUGAUGGAAGUCUCCAGAUCUCCAAGGCGUCUCUCGCAGACUCUGGGACCUUCAUUUGUGUAGCACAAAACCCUGCAGGCACUGCACUGGGCAAGACCAAAGUCAGAGUGCAAGUUACUCCAGUGAUCCGUUCAGAGACUCAGGAGUUACUUGCACUUUUGGACUCCUCUGUGACUCUUCAUUGCGAAGCUGCAGGAUCGCCUCCGCCCUCCAUCACAUGGCACAAAGACGGGCAGCUGCUGAGUGACUCCGGACACCAGCGGCUGCUCAGCUCAGGAUCCCUCCAGAUCACCUUCGUUCAGCAGAGCGAUGCUGGAAGAUACACCUGCACUGCUGCCAAUCCUGCCGGCACUGACAGCUUGGAUUUGACACUUACUGUACAGAUUCCUCCUUCUAUCAGUGGUGGAAAACAGGAGGUGGUUGUUGUGGAAAAAAGUCAGGCUCAGCUGAUGUGUGUGGCGGAGGGCAUCCCACAACCCGAACUGUCCUGGAAAAAAGACGGGAAUCCUCUCAGCGAAAGCCGAGGGGAGUUCACCAUCCUGCCAUCCGGGGAGCUGAUUAUUGACAGCACGCAGCCUGAAGAUGCCGGCAGUUAUACUUGUGUCGCAAUGAAUUCAGUCGGGGAGGACAGCAGGACGGUGACGCUGUCGGUUCAUUCUCACCCCUCCUUCACCAAACUGCUCACAGAUGUUUCUCUCAACAAAGGAGAGCGACUCGUGCUGACCUGUGGUGUCAGUGGAAUCCCAACACCCACCAUUAAAUGGAUCAUGAACAACAAAAAUAUCCCAGUCCAUUAUAAUCAUGUGAAUGGUCACAGUGAGCUUGUGAUAGAGAGAGUAAGUAAAGAAGACACUGGUACCUACACAUGUGUAGCUGAAAACACAGUGGGGACUAUCAAGUCCCUGGGAUUCGUCUAUGUUAAAGAGCCUCCAAUAAUCGAUGGGGACCUUCACGCCAGCCAAAUUGAACCUCUUGGUGGUAAUGCUGUUCUGAACUGUGAGGUUCGAGGCGACCCGCUGCCAACUAUCCAGUGGAGCAAAAAUGGCAUAAACAUCCAGAUCAACAACCGAAUCCGUCAGCUGGAUAACGGCUCCCUGGCCAUCUACGGCACAGUGAGUGAAGACGCGGGCAGCUACAUGUGUGUAGCAACAAAUGAUGCUGGGGUUGUGGAAAGAAGCGUCACCCUUACACUUCAGAGAGCACCAGUUAUAACUUUGGAGCCAGUCGGAACAGUUGUGGAUGCAGGUACCACUGUGGUUCUUAGCUGUAAAGCAGAGGGUGAGCCAGGACCCACGAUAGAGUGGACCCAACAUGCACGCCCCCUGCUGGCAAACGACCGCUUCUCUACCCUGUCGAAUGGCUCCCUCCGGAUCACCAGUGCCCAAAAGGAGGACACGUCUGAAUACGAAUGCGUGGCCAGGAACUUACUCGGAUCAGUGGUGGUCAGUGUCGCUCUCACUGUCCGCGUUCAUGGUGGAUAUUCUGAGUGGACUGAGUGGGGCAUCUGCAGUGUGUCCUGUGGUGCCGGUACCCAGAAAAGAGUCAGGCGGUGUAACAAUCCGUUACCCGCUAACGGAGGCCGCCACUGUGCAGGAUCAGACGCAGAAACACGCAGCUGUCAGGGGAAACCAUGUCCAGUGGAUGGCAACUGGUCUCAGUGGUCUCCCUGGGAGGAAUGUUCACAAACCUGUGGCCAGGGCAACAAAACGAGGGUCCGGAGCUGCAGUAACCCACCAGCUCAGCACGGGGGCAGGCCAUGUGUGGGGAAGGCAGUGGAAGCUAUAAUGUGCAGUAUCAGACCAUGUCCAGUGACGGGCAACUGGGGUUCUUGGCUGUCAUGGAGCCCCUGCAGUGAGACCUGUGGUAAGGGCGUACAAUCCAGGAUCCGACUGUGCAACAACCCUCCUCCAGCAUUCGACGGCCCACAGUGUGACGGCACAGACACCCAAUCACAAGUCUGCAAGGAGAAACCCUGUCCUGUGGAUGGAAAGUGGUCAUCAUGGAUGAGUUGGGGGCCCUGCAGUGUUUCUUGUGGCGGUGGGAGCAGACAGCGGGCACGCCUCUGUGCAAGCCCCGCCCCUCAGCAUGGUGGCAGAAAGUGUGAGGGAAAUGACGUGCACACUGAUUUCUGCAAUAGCGACCGCUGUCCGAUCAAUGGUAACUGGGGACAGUGGAGUAGCUGGGGCAGCUGCAGCAAGACAUGCAACGGAGGUCAGAUGAGGCGCUACAGGACCUGUGACAACCCUCGACCUUCUCAUGGUGGGAGAGCUUGUGCAGGAGCCGAUUCACAGAUGCAGAAAUGUAGCACUGCAGACUGUCCUGUGGAUGGUAACUGGAGCUUAUGGCAGACCUGGGGAGGAUGCUCCUCUUCCUGCGGCGGAGGAGAAAGGACACGUGUCCGACUUUGUAAUAACCCGCCUCCCAGUAAUGGUGGCCGGCUUUGUCCAGGUGACCCCACUCAGCUAUCAAGGUGCAACAAUCAGGCAUGCCCAGGUGGGCCUCAUAAAACUCGAGGAAGCAUCAUAGGAAACAUUAAUGACAUUGAGUUUGGCAUCGCCUUCCUAAAUGCCACAAUCACUGACAGCAACUCGGGCAGCAAAACCAUCAAAGCCACUAUUUCAAAUGUACCAAGAACUUUAGGUCCUGCAAUGAGGAAGCUCAUCUCCAUCCUGAACCCCAUCUACUGGACCACUGCACAGGAAAUAGGAGAGGCUGUUAACGGUUACACCUUGACAGGCGGUGUCUUCAGGCGAGAGACACAGGUGGAGUUUGCUACAGGUGAAAUUCUGAGGAUGACCCACGUUGCUCGAGGCCUGGACUCUGAUGGAGCUUUGCUUCUGGACAUUGUAGUUAGCGGCCAUAUUCUGCAGCUGCCUUCACAUGCUGACAUAAACAUCAAGGACUACACAGAGGAUUACAUUCAGACCGGUCCCGGUCAGCUGUACGCUCUGUCCACCCGCAUGUUCACCGUCGACAAGGAAAGUGUGCCCUACUCCUGGAACCACACCAUCUCCUAUGAUCGUACUAAAGGAAAGAUGCCCUUCCUGGUAGAAACGCUCCAUGCCACGGCCAUCAGCGCUCUCUACCGCCCCCUGGAGGAAGUGUUGGAAUACAGCAUCCAAGCCAGUAUAACCAAAGGUGAUCGCAGCAACCAGUGUCCUCAUGGCUUCACUCUGGUGUCUGCUGGGCCGUACUGUGCAGAUGAAAAUGAGUGUGACGUUGGGAACCCCUGUUCUCAUACCUGCCACAACACCAUGGGAACCUACUACUGCUCUUGUCCGCAUGGCCUCACCAUAUCAGCUGAUGGCAAAACCUGCCAAGACAUUGACGAGUGCUCCCUUGGUGGAAACAUGUGCCAUGGCGGACAAGACUGUGAAAACACCAUUGGUUCCUAUAGAUGUGUCAUGCGCUGCGGCCGUGGCUUCAGGAGAACGGCUGAUGGGCUCAGCUGCACCGAUGUGGACGAGUGCUUGGAGUCCCAGCCGUGUCAUCAGCAGUGUAUGAACACCAUAGGAAGUUAUCGUUGUGCCUGUGAACCGGGCUUUCAGCUCAGGAACAGACGGUGCAUCGACAUAAACGAGUGCAGGCAGAGGGUUUGCCGUUUGGAUCAACAGUGUAAAAACACGCGAGGUGGUUACACCUGCAUCGAUCUGUGUCCGAGUGGAAUGACCAAAAGUGGGAACGGCUCAUGUGUGGACAUCGACGAGUGCAGAGAUGGGACGCAUCAGUGCAGAUUCAACCAGAUCUGUGAGAACACCAGAGGCAGCUACCACUGUACGUGUCCACGUGGUUUCAGAUCUCAGGGAGUGGGACGCCCAUGUGUUGACAUAAAUGAGUGUGAGCGGCUCCCUCGGCCCUGUGCCCAUGAGUGCAUCAACACCCCUGGUAGUUUCAAGUGCACCUGCCCACCAGGACGCCACCUGCUGGGAGAUGGCAAGUCCUGCGCUGGGCUGGAGCGUCUACCCACCUACGAAAGUUACUCGUAUGGCUACCGCACGUCCCAGUCCUCUCCCGAACAGGCGCCCAACCAGCGGCUGUACCACAGCUUUGCUUCUCACAGCUACAACUCCUUCACCGCCACAAAUAGGCGCUACAUGAACCGUAACCGGAGAGAGGCUCACAAACGCCGCUCAAGGCAGAGUUUCCCUGCUUGUAAGGAAGGUUUUGAGUCCAGGGUUGGCCACUGCUUAGAUAUCAAUGAGUGUGAAGUGAGGGACGUCUGCCAGCAUGAGUGUGUGAACACACCAGGGAGCCACCGGUGCCUCUGUCCUGCUGGUUACCGCCUGAUGGCUAAUGGAAAAACAUGUCAAGAUACAGACGAGUGCCUGGAGCAGAACAUCCAGUGUGGAGUAAAUCGGAUGUGCUUCAACACAAGAGGAAGCUACCAGUGCAUCGACACACCCUGUCCUCCGAACUACCAGAGGGACCCAGCCACAGGGUUCUGUUUGAAGAACUGCCCACCGAACGACCUGGAGUGCACACUGAGUCCAUAUGCGCUGGAGUACAAGCUGCUGUCUCUGCCUUUCGGCAUCGCAGCCAACCAGGAUCUCAUCAGGUUGGUGGCCUACACACAGGACGGCGUGAUGCACCCCAGAACCACCUUCCUGGUGGUGGACGAGGACGUCACCUUGCCCUUCGCCCUCCGAGACGAGAACAUGAAGGGCGUUUUGUUCACCACGCGGCCGCUGCGAGAGCCGCACACGUACCGCAUGAAGGUGCGAGCGCUCUCUUACAGCGAGGACGGCGCCAUUGAGUACCAGACGACCUUCAUCGUAUACAUCGCUGUCUCUGCCUACCCUUACUGAGAGCACUUUAAAUGACGCGAGGUGAAGAUGUGUGGUUGAAAUGCGCCUUCAGCUUGCAGAACAACAGUGUGGUGAGAGUGAUAUGAUGUGGUGUUUGGACUUUUGGCCACCGCAGUAUGAAGACUGAAAGACUGAUGUUAAGUGUGUGCGAGGCCAGUAAGCGGCUACAGUUCUGACGAUGUAUGGAUGUAAUGGGAAUAUGAAAGAGACUGGAGAAACAGGGAUAAAACUGAUCCUUUCCUCUAAGCUCUGCCAGUCUGUAAGGAAUCAAUUAUUUUAGUUUUUUAUAUUUUGACUUCACAUUUUCUCACAUCAUUCAAAUGUAUUUAUAAGGUCAGUUUCCUUAUAGUCAAUGUGUAAUUCCAACUACCUAAUAUUACUUUACUGGAAAGUGCUUGAACAUCAACACAACUGAACUUCAUUUACUAGUAGAGGUACGUGGUGCUCAUGUUGGAAAUCGGAGGUUUCCGGGUAGUUUUCAUCUGUUUUGUUGUCAUGGAAACUGCUCCAUCAGCAACAGUAUUUUUUUUUUCUUUCCAGGAAAUACCGGGAUGUAUUUUAUUUUAACCUGUACAUAAUGCUUUAGCUCAAAUUGUGAUGCAGUACCUCUCCUAAUUUUAUUAGUUUUUGUAAUAAAAAAUUUAUAAACUACACUGAAAAAAUAAAAUACUCAUGCCUGUAGUAGAAGUCAACCUAGCAACACAAACUAGAUGCAUUUAAAAUUUUAAACAUUGUCACGAUGCACAAAUAUGGACAUUUUGGACAAAAAUCAUUACAUUCUUUCAACCCUUUCAAUACAUUGAAAAAAAACCAACCACACCUCUGCACUGCUUUUCUGCUUGUGUUAAACACCCCACAGUCCUGUGAUGUGUCAAAAUCAGCACCACAUACCGAAACAAAUUCCACAAAUUCCUCUUUUUCUUCGAAGAAGUUUAAAAACAACUUAGUUUUUGUGAAAAACAAGAUAUAAAAACUCAAACAUGAUGACUUAGAAACAGACAUUUUUUUUUUGCAUUUGUAAACAUUGACCAGAUCAUCUGCAAAAAUGUGGACAUUAACAUUUGAGCAGAAAUCUGUUAGUGUCAACAAGAAAGUCUGAAAAUGUAACUGAAAAGCAAAAUCUUUUCUGCUUAAUGAAUGACAAUCUAAAAAAUGUGACUGUUUAGACAUUAAAGUGAGAAUAUUAAUGGGCCAAUCUGAAUUGCCUUUAGGUGAGUGUGAUCCACUUGCAACCCAUAAAAAUAUGACAAUUGUUUUUCUAAGCCACCAGAAACUGUGGGCUAAUUAUAUAAACCAAAAUAAAAACAUCAAGGUGAAAAUAUGAUCAGCAGUCAUACUUUUUAUUUUUGUUCCAAAAAAAGCACAAACAUAAAAAAAAGAAACAUUUGAGUAAGGCAGUUAGCACGUAGGUUUGCUCUGUUCCUUGUCUUCUCACCUCCAGGCUUGAAGAGCAUCACAGAAGAACUACAUGAAGCAGAAGAAAUCAUCUGGCUUCAUGUUAAAUCUUAUUACUGCAUUAGAAACUGUAUCUAAUGUUUGGAUGCAUCAGAAUUGAUUACAAAAUGAAAACAUAAUCCAUAUUCAAAUAGCAACCAGAGAGUAAAAUACUGGACAAAAUAAGUAAACUUCACUGUUUACUCACUGAGGAUGCUUUUCUCAACAUGUUGAACCACAACAGACCUUGCAUCUGAUAAACAAGCUCAGCCAAUAACCACCUAAACAGGCUACUUAAUUCAAAUGAAAGAAAAACAAAGGAUUUGGCAACAGACAAUCUACCCUAGAAGGCAGACAAAACAUCUUAUAAAAUGUACUUUAAAUAGUCUUGCUGUUACUUUGUGGUUGUUGAAGAACCUACAGUCAACAGGAUGUUUUAAAAAAACGUAAAGCAGGAAAUUAACUUGAAACUUAAUACAAAAAAAAAACUUAUUUGUGGCAAAACAAAAUGUGUAGAAAAGAUGGGUAUGAAAUGUAUGAUUUUAAAUUUUAAAAUGGGAUCAAGCAGACAAUAUAAACAUCUCAACUAAAUCCCCUCUUGAUAUACGGCAAAACUAAAAUCUAAUCUGCAAUAGAAAAGCUUUAAUAUCGAACUGUGGAAAACUGUUUUUUAUUUCAAUUUAGUGGGGAUAUGAGGAAAAUUACUGAGAAGAAUGCAGAUUUUGUUUUCUAAGGUUAAAUUAAUCUUAAAAUAUAAACACAUAUUCUCAUUGCGCCGUAGUUUCCUGUAAACAUUACCGUUUAGCCACAUAAUGACCUGUUCAGCAGCAGAGGGGAGCAAAUGGAUGUGAGAAAACUGCAAAGUGGGAUUACCAUGAGAUGCAUCAUGGGUAUUAAUCCUCCCCCAGCAGCCCCUCAGGGUGAAUGCCGACCCCCGUGGCUCAUAUUAUCACCCGCCAUCUGUAACUGUGCUUUUCUGCAGACGCCCACGGCUCGAGUGUUAUUCUCAGAGGGUUUACUGCAUUUAUUCACUCAGACGUGAAGCCAAAACAACAUAACGCAAAACAAAUACGAACAGAAAAGGUUUGACUAUUGAUUAUUGAAAU